Messenger RNA from Coccidioides posadasii C735 delta SOWgp, 1199 nucleotides. The record is from RefSeq and is a predicted model, not a curated record. Lineage: Eukaryota; Fungi; Ascomycota; Eurotiomycetes; Onygenales; Onygenaceae.
ACAGUUUUCCUUAGCCAUCCAAAAAGAUGGCAUUUCAAGCAGACAAGGCCUGCUUGCGGUGCAUGCUUCGAGGCAGUCAGCUAUCUUCAACAAUGCGUCCACUAAAGAAACCGCAAGGGGCGAGGCACUUCGCUUCAGGUUCGCCAUUGCAUUCCUACAUUACCAAUUCUAAGGCAGAAUUUGAAUCGGCGCAAAAAUAUUGUAUUGAACUCCUACAGAAAUACGACCGGCCGUCGUAUACACUUAGCACCUUCAUUCCUCGUCACACGUUGAACUUUUACAUUGCUCUCCGCGCCCUCAAUGUCUCCCUGUCCUUAAUCCCAGACAGCACAUCCAACCCUACGAUCGGUCUUAUGCGACUUCAAUUCUGGCGGGAUACCAUCACAAAAACACUCGCCGGCACUCCACCAAAGGAGCCCAUAGCCAUACUGCUUGCCCAUUCACUUUCCAGCCUGGAUGCUAGAACAAAGGGGAAAGCCCGCAUAAGCAAAGGGUGGUUAACACGGCUAAUAAAUGCCCGAGAGCAGCCUCUAACAAACACACCAUAUACCAAUAUUGCUGCCCUGGACCAAUACGCCGAAAACACAUAUUCCACCCUUUUAUAUCUGACGCUCAGUGUUCUCCCCCUCACAUCAUUGACAGUAGACCAUCUGGCGUCUCACAUCGGCAAAGCAGCAGGCAUAACAUCCAUCCUCCGAGGUCUGCCUUUGGUCGCAUUUCCCCCGCCGCCAAACCACCACUCCAACCAAGAUCCCUUAGGUGGUCCCGGAGGAAGUACCCGGCAGGGCCAUAUCACACUUCCGCUCGACGUGAUGGCGCAGACGAGGCUCAAAGAAGAAGACGUCUUCAGGCAAGGUGCGGAUGCCCCAGGCCUCCGUGAUGCUGUCUUUGCGGUGGCGACGCGAGCGAGUGACCAUCUCAUCACUGCUCGACAAAUGCUACAGAACCUCCGCGCAGGCAAGGAUGUGGGGCAUGAUUUUGAGCAUGAGGGAGAGGAAGGCCAUGAGUACUACGGACACGAGCCCGCAGCCGACGACGUUGAACGAGGGUUCGGAGUAUUGAUGCCCGCCGUAUCCACCCAACUCUGGUUAGAUAAGCUGCAGAAAGUUGACUUCGACAUAUUUAAACCGGAACUUCUCUCGACGGAUUGGAAAUUGCCUUGGAAGGCGUAUUUAGCUUUCCAGCGGAGGAAAUUUUAA